Messenger RNA from Fonsecaea pedrosoi CBS 271.37, 963 nucleotides. RefSeq lists its product as uncharacterized. Gene Ontology annotation, molecular function: hydrolase activity, acting on carbon-nitrogen (but not peptide) bonds. The transcript has 5 exons. The coding region runs from base 1 to 963 and encodes 320 amino acids. Lineage: Eukaryota; Fungi; Ascomycota; Eurotiomycetes; Chaetothyriales; Herpotrichiellaceae. The record is from RefSeq and is a predicted model, not a curated record. Gene Ontology annotation, biological process: carbohydrate metabolic process.
AUGUCAGAGGACUCUGCAAAGCCCAAGAGACGGAUCCUGGUAUCCUAUGGCGUUGAUAUAGACGCAAUAGCAGGAUGGUUGGGUUCAUACAAGGGUGAAGACUCGACCAGUGACAUCUCUCGAGUAGGUUACUUCGCUGGCACGCAAGGCGUGAGAAGGCUAUUGAAGCUGUUUGAAAAAUACAACAUCAAGGCGUCUUGGUUUAUUCCCGGCCAUAGUCUAGAAACAUUUCCAGAAGAAUGUGCUAUGAUCCGUGACGCCGGGCAUGAGAUAGGCUUGCACGGUUACAGCCAUGAGAAUCCCGUUGAUAUGACAUUUGAGCAGCAACGCGACGUGCUCGACCAUACCUACCGAAUGCUCACAGAUUUCUGUCAUGGAAAGACGCCCCGAGGAAUCGUGGCUCCGUGGUGGGAGGUCAGCAGAGAAGCCACCGAAUUAUUGCUUCAUUAUGGCAUUGAGUAUGACCACAGCAUGAGCCAUCAUGACUGUCAGGCAUACUAUCUCCGGACAGGAGACAACUGGACAAAGAUCGAUUAUAACAAAACAGCCGCUGAGUGGAUGAAGCCCUUCACCACGGGCCAGGAAACGGGGCUCGUGGAGAUUCCAGCCAAUUGGUACCUGGAUGAUUUGCCUCCAAUGAUGUUCAUGAAAAAGGUGCCAAACAGUCAUGGAUGGGUGAAUCCAAGAGACGUUGAAGAUUUGUGGCGGGACCAUUUCGACUAUUUUUACAGAGAAGAGAAAGAGGGAUUUUACUUCCCUAUGACCAUCCACCCGGAUGUGUCUGGUAGACCGCAUGUCUUGCUCAUGCAUGAAAGGUUAAUUGAGCACAUCAACAAACACGAGGGCGUGGAAUGGGUAACAAUGGCCGAGAUGGUGGACCAUUUCAAGAGUAAACACCAGCCCGCCGAAGGAGCCAUGAUGCCGGCACCACGGGGAGAGAUCCUGUCAAAGAGCCAGAAAUAG